AUGGAUUCUUCGUUUGGUGAUCCCAGUUUAAGCUCAACUCAAUUAAGACAAAAGGCUUUUCAAGUUAUUAAGCAAUCAGAUCGUCCAAUGGCUUCCUGCGAAAUCGAAAAGUGGAUUCGUAAUAAUGACUACGAUCUCUGGUCUAGGGUUUCUUCAAAGUGUAAAGAUUACGUAUGUGUUAUUCUAAGUCAAACACGUGGUAAAACCAUUUCAAAGUUCAAAGCUUUGAAGCCUAUACCAGGAAUUGAUAAGAGAUCUACCUUCUACGGUAUAUAUGGAAGGAAUUAUCCAUCUGAUUCGUGGAUGCCUACUAAUGAUGGUGCACGAGUCAAAUCAAGAAAACAUGAUGAUGACGCUUAUGAUGAUGAAAUUUUAUACAGUAAUUCAAAGGAAGAAGCCUCCCAAUACUCUGAUGAAUCAAACGAGCCUAUUACCAAGAUUUCGGUUAUACCUAUUCACGAGUCACCUAAGCCUGUAGAAAAGAAAGACCGCGUACUCUUGACACCACUUCCUCCUUUCAGACUUCUCUGUGGACUUAAUCCACUAUUUCCAUCGUUCAUAACUGGCAAUCCAAUGAUCUUUAACAUGGAAUUGAACCCUAUUCAGCUUCUUCUUAACUCUCAAUAA
Molecule: messenger RNA, 627 nt
Organism: Trichomonas vaginalis G3
Lineage: Eukaryota; Parabasalia; Trichomonadida; Trichomonadidae
Exons: 1
Coding region: 1-627 (208 amino acids)
Source: RefSeq, a predicted model, not a curated record